Messenger RNA from Diabrotica balteata, 3112 nucleotides. NCBI's taxonomy places the organism in Eukaryota, Metazoa, Arthropoda, Insecta, Coleoptera, Chrysomelidae. The record is from the annotation of a GenBank genome assembly.
GGGGUAGUAGAAUAUUUAUAUUAAAUGAAAUAUUAAGUAGCUCAGUUUUUAGAUUCGUUUGUGUAGAAUAAAAUAUGGCUUGGUAUAAGAAAGUGACUAUAGAAGUUCCAGUGGUAUUGUGUUUUUUCAGCAUGCUGCUAGUAUCUUCCAUUACAACAAACUUCAUCUACUAUAGAACUUGUUACACAAUUUUGGGUAACAACGAAACAGAUUGCAGAAAUUUAGGCAAGGUAACUGAAAAAGGAGAAACCAGUGAGUUGGAAGUUAAAGUUCAAAAAGCUGCCAAUAUUAUUGUAAUGGUUACAGAACUACCUCCAGCACUUAUUCCUGUAUUUAUAAAUAUGCUUGCUGGAGCGUGGUCGGAUAUCAACGGAAGAAAACCAGUAUUAUUAAUGGUUAUGGGAGGACAAAUGUUAAGUUUUAUGGUAUUUGGAAUAUUGAUAUUUUUCCGAAAUUUAACCCCGUGGGCGUUUUUAUCUGCUUCGAUUCCUUCAAUGUUUACUGGAGGAUUUACAACAUAUUUUACAAUAACUUUGGCGUACCUUAAUGAUAUAUCCACGGCAGAAACGAGAGGAAUACGAAUGGCUACUUAUGAAUCAGUAAUGAUUAUUGGCACCUUCCUAGGAACAUUUUGUAGUUCUUACCUGCUAUAUGCAACUAGUUACGAGACUUGUUACUUAUUAGCAGCUGGACUGUUUAGUCUAGGAAUACUUUAUGUAAUAUUUCUUUUACCUGAAUCGUUACCUUUAAAGAUUCGAGAAGUCAAAGGGAAAACAUUCCAAGGAGCCUUCAACUUCAGGUUAAUUACUGAUAAUUUUAAAACAGCAUUCAAAAAACGAACAAAUAACAACAGGAUCGUAUUACUUCUUAUCAUAAUCAUAUUCACCCUGAUAUUUUUUGUUGUACAAGGUGAAAGAGCUGUCAAGUUCCCUUUUGUUAGAGAAAAACUACAGUGGACUUUACAACAAAAUAACACUUAUUCAAGCAUAAGUUUAGCUUUGCACAUGUUGAUAGCUAUAAUCGGUAUAUAUUUUUUGCACCAUAAGCUGAAGAUUCGAGGUACUAUAUUAGGACUAACAGGAUUAAUAUCACUUGCUUUAACCAGUUUGCUCUUGGGUUUCACAGUCAGUAAUGCUUAUAUGUAUGCAGCUUUACUAAUCGGCUCAUGUAAUGGUUUUACAAUACCAAUGUUGCGAACUGAAAUAGGUCAUGUAAUUCCCGCGGAUGAAAUGGGAAAAGUAUUUGGUGUGAUUUCGGCACUCCAAGGGUUAAUUACCUUUGGAGCUGCUUCACUUUAUACUCUCUUUUAUAAUGCAACAAUUGGUAUCAAUACUGCUCUCUAUAACUUUAUAUCGUUUGGAGUAUAUACGACAGCAGUUUUUCUUGUUCUGAUAAUUAUUAUAUUGAAGAAACGACAAUCAAUACAGGAAAUUUUUAACACCAAUGCUCCAUUCCCAGCGGAACAAGAAUAAAUUAAAUUUCUUAUCUGAUAUUUCUUUUACAUAUUAUAUACAAACAUCUAGUGAAACUAGAUGCAGUUGCCUAGGUGUUGAAUUAAAACAUACGUUUACGUUUAAGAUUCUAACUUGCCUGUAUCUGGUAGAGAUGUAAUUAUAUGCCUCACUCACCGUCAAAAUCUGCGAAAUGCAGUACAUAUAGUACAUAUAAUAAUUGUUUUUACUGAUUAAAAACGUUAUUUUUGUAAAAAAAUUGACUGAAAAAAACACUGACUAAAACUGAAGGACUGAAGGGAUUGACCAAGUGGAUUUAAAUGAUAGUUUGAUCAAUUGGUUUAAGAGUGAUUGGUUCAUGAAUUCUAGAAAUAAAAAUAUUGCCGUAUCUUGUAUUUCUCUAAUCAAGAAAAAGCGUUAGAUGUAGCCGGAAAUAAAAAAAAUGACUUCUGACGCUUCAAAUGGACGACCGAAAAAAUUUUGUUAAAUUAAAUGAACGAACGAAAUAUUGAUGUUCAUCUGGAAAUUGUUGAGACAUAAGAGAAAUGUUACACAUAAUAUUAAAAUACUACCCACCAAAAGAUUUCUACUAAUUUUUGUUUUCGAAUAUUUUGUGCUUGAAAUAGCGAUUAUUUUACCCAAAGCUCGAAUAGUUUCGAGCUUCGAGCAAAAAAUAUUAAUUUGGUUUAUAAAAUUUCAACACGACUGAAAAUAAUAUUUUAACCAUCACAGAUUCACUUAGCGCAAUUCAUGGAAAUAAUCAACUUUUCCCUAGAUAUCCUAUUACACAACAUAUAACAAAUGAACUUAAUGCACUACACCAUAUAAAUAAAAAGGUUACAUUUAUCUGGAUACGAUAGUCCAUGAAUCAUAUAAUAAAUUUAUGGCAAGCAACCUGGGACGCAACAGACUCUAAAUUGAAAACAAUAAAGCCUCGAGUAGACGCCAGCCUACCACAACAAGGAAAAAGAAGAGAUCAAAUAAUCGUAAAUCGUCUUCGAAUCGGCCAACAAUACUAACACACCAACAACUUCUAAAUAAAGAACCAGCUCCGAUUUGUCCCUACUGCUCUACUCAACUCACCGUGAAGCAUCUGAUAAUCGACUGUCCGCAGUUCCAACCUCAGAGAACAUGCCGAGGAAUUACUGGAAAGCUGAGAAGUGCGCUUACGAGAAAUAUCUCGGAUUUAUUUCAGUUUCUAAAAGACAUAAACAUUUAUAAUAAACUUUAAUUUAUCAAACUUUACUACUGUGUAUGUCCCCCCACUAAUAACCCUUGGUGGUUGAUGUAGGUUCUCUAUGUUUAAAUAAUAAAAAAAAUCAACAUGAUAUAUAAAAUAAAAAUAAAUAAAACACGCAGAAUAAAUUCAUAACAAUUUAUGUUCGAUAUACGUAAAAUUGAUAAUUCUUGAUAGCUCAUGAAUCAAACCGUUUGUGUGCCACAAAUGUCCAAAAUGUGAAUGUGGUCACUUUUUAAACGUCAAUAACUAAAAUCAAUUGAACUUACAUAUGGGAUAUGAUGCACGCAAUCUAUUAAAUAUCGAAAUUAACCAUAUUUUUCCAUAAUCGAUCGAUUUAGUUCCCGAAGGUCCCACCCUGUAUAGCUAAAAAUAAAUGUUAUUUAAAAUAUAUUUGUUAUUUUAAUAAAUUAUACAAUUUUAA